Leishmania major strain Friedlin is the source of this 1185-nucleotide messenger RNA. RefSeq lists its product as hypothetical. The transcript has a single exon. Bases 1 to 1185 code for a protein of 394 amino acids. NCBI's taxonomy places the organism in Eukaryota, Euglenozoa, Kinetoplastea, Trypanosomatida, Trypanosomatidae. The record is from RefSeq and is a predicted model, not a curated record. Gene Ontology annotation, molecular function: calcium ion binding; ubiquitin protein ligase activity. Gene Ontology annotation, biological process: ubiquitin-dependent protein catabolic process; protein polyubiquitination.
AUGGCAAACCUCUGCCUUGGCGAGGAUUUUAGUGAGGAGCUCACCUGCGCGGUGUGUCUUGACUCAUGGAAGGACCCGGUCGAGCUGAUGCCGUGUGGGCACAUCUUCUGCAAGGCGUGUGCGACGGGCUUGAAGGAGUGCCCCGUGUGUCGGGACCCCAUCCGCUCCACAAAAGUGCCGAACCGCACACUCGUCAACAUGGCGCUGCAGAUCCAGGUGAAGUGCAGACGGUGUCAGUGGAGGGGGACACGUGAGCAAGGGAUGAGCCACGUAUGCGGGAAGGCGAGCUGCAGCUCGCUGAACCAGGCAUCGUGUUCGCCUUGGGUUACAAAAUCGCAGCCACAGCACCACCCCACUGCGGCCAAGUUUCCCUCUCCAUACGCGCAGCAGUCGUCAAUUUCAGGCUACGCGUCAUCACCCGGACAGACACAGCAACCAACACAGAGCUAUCCGGAUUUGUGGGAGAGGGGCGCUCCGACGCAGCUUCGGCAGCAGUCGGCUGGAUACUCGACGGGCUGCGGCAACGCUUACUCAGGUGCUGCCCCACCUCCUAGUGGCGGCAACGCAGGCUCUCAAGGAAGCUACCCCACCACCAACUACUCGAAUCAGUCCGGAGCGGGCUACUCCGGCUACAAUCAGCAGCCGCAACCGACACUCUCGCUGCAGAGUCGCUACCGCGUGAUUGAGCCGACCGGCCCACACCCGUGGACGUUGUACGGACUGGACCAGUCCGAGUACGACCAGAUCGUUUCUCUCUUUGUUUUCUUCGACGAUAACGAAAGCGGUAAUCUGGAGCCCAAUGAGGUGACCCGUCUCGCACGUUGGCUGAACUUUGCGAACACUCCGCAGGACGUGAAGCGGAUCUUCGACGAUAUGGACGUUGAAGGCAGCGGAAAGCUCUCCCUCGGCGAGUUCUUGACGUGGCUCCGGUACAACAAGCCGAACCCGCAGGCCCUCUACGGCCUCACGCAGUCGCAGUACAAUACGAUCAUGAUGCAAUUCCAUACGUACGACACGAAUCAGGACGGGUGCCUGGAAAUGAACGAGUUUUCUCGGCUGGUGCAGAAUCUCGGCGACGUGCGCGACGCUGUCACAGCGCAGCGUCUGUUCCAGAUGAUCGACCAGGAUCGCGACGGUGUCAUCAGCCUGCACGAGUUUCUCCGUUUCCGGGCGGGGAAAGGCUGA